This is a messenger RNA of Thamnophis elegans (Western terrestrial garter snake), 4604 nucleotides long. RefSeq names its product suppressor of cytokine signaling 5 (gene SOCS5). Gene Ontology annotation, cellular component: phosphatidylinositol 3-kinase complex. The transcript is spliced from 2 exons. Gene Ontology annotation, molecular function: 1-phosphatidylinositol-3-kinase regulator activity. Lineage: Eukaryota; Metazoa; Chordata; Lepidosauria; Squamata; Natricidae. The coding region runs from base 1950 to 3533 and encodes 527 amino acids. The record is from RefSeq and is a predicted model, not a curated record. Gene Ontology annotation, biological process: epidermal growth factor receptor signaling pathway; intracellular signal transduction; positive regulation of proteasomal ubiquitin-dependent protein catabolic process.
GUCAAAAUUUGGAUGCUUGACAACUGGUUCAUAUUUAUGACAGUGGCAAUGUGCCAGGGUCAUAUGAUCAACUUUGGCAACAUUCUAACAAGUAAAUGCUGAAGCCAGACUUACUAAACUAUUAUUAAUUUAACACCUGCAGUGAUAUAUGUAACAACUGUGGCAAGAAAGAUUAUAAAAUGGGGCAAAACUCACUUAAAUGUCUCAAUAUAAGAAAUGUUGGGCUCAAUGUGGUCAUAAGUAAAGGAUUACCUAUACAGGAACAAUCAAGACACUGCAGACUAGCAUUUGCUAGUAAUCAUAAAUGCCUUUGAAAAAAAUAUUCAAAUUGUGCCCCCAUACUUUCUUUAAAUGUAACUUAAUAUACAUUGUUACCUCCUCUACGAAACACCAAAAUUAACACAAAUGAACACAGAAACUUUGGGAAAGGUGAAUGUAUUGUAACAGAAAAAUUAAGAUUCUUCACAACUGUGGACUCUGCACCUCCACAUUAUCUGGAAAAUCUGGCUCUAGCAAACACACUCAAAUUAUCUUAUUAUACAUUGUGGCAACAAAAUAGCCUUCAUAUUUUGUGAUUUGAGUUUUCUGGGCUUUAGGAAAUCAAUGCAAUGAUAAUACUGGACUCAGAUUUUUUUUGGGGGGGCACGACAGGGAAAAUCCACUUUUACAGAAAAAAGAAUGCUUUUCUCUUAAAAAAAUAGAAUUUGGAUAAUAAAGAUCGCAGCAACAAUGGGGAACACUGCUUUCCACUCGAGAACAGUCCAGUGAUCCAUCCAAGAGACGAAAUCCACUUGUGAACCUUUUCCCAGCAAGCGAUCUUUCCUGAGGUUAUAGCAACUCCUCACUCCCAAGCGCCUUUCACAGCACCAGCUCGGUAUCGAGCUUAUCCGGAUGCCAACGCCGUGUGCGAAGACAGGAGAAAGGGCGUCCGUUGCCGGCCCUAAAGUAACGGGUUUUUCACUUUCUAGUCCUAUUCGCAAUGCAUCACGGGCUUUAUGCAAAUGAGCUCCGCGCUCCUACUAAGACGCCUGCGCGGUGAGGCCGUUUUCGCCGCGAUUUCCUCAGCUUCGCUAAAUUCGCGCAGGGCCUACUUUUGCUAGGAAAACGGCAACAACCCCGUCGACUCCAUUUGCUUCUUCCUUCUUUUUUGAUCCACGACCUCGGAUCAAUCUGAGACUGAACGUCACUGUCUUCCGUAGAGCUUGCAAAACCAAAAUAUAAAAGGUGUUCACGGGUAUUGUUGCAGGACGAUAGGAGCCCACUUCAGUGAAAGCGCUGACAUUGCAUCCGGACGAAACGCAUCGCGUUGCCAUGACUACUGUAUCUCCAGGAAGGCCUCUCUUCUGCCCCGUCAUGCCAAACCGUGAACUGUCUUCCCUGUUUCAAGAUGGCCGCCGCUCCAGCCUCCGUUCUACUGCCGGGGAUCCCGCCCUCCGGCUCACUGACGCGACUGACAAGAGAGAAAGAGAAAUGUCGCCCGGUCUAUGGGCGUGGCUUCUAUAUCUUCGCCAGGAUUGGCUCUCCGGUUUCUAACGGGGGAAUGAUGUGGGGCUCGCGUUGCUAUAGGCUGCGCUUAGGCUGCACCGUUCCCCGCUACCGAGAGUAACGGUUGGACGAAGGAGCCGCUUUGUGCAAUUGGCCACGCCGCUGUCACUCCUCCACCCUCCUCCAUCAGUGCUGGUGGUGCGCGCUCGGUUUCUGGGCCUGAGGCGGGACUGCUGGUCAGGCCGCGCGAGGAAAGGGUCCGCAUUAUCUUCGCGGCAAGGGACGGAGGAGGAGGAGGGAGCUGGCGCGAGACGCCGCGAGGUAAUGCCGGGACCCAGAAGGGAGCUGGCGCGGCGCUGAGAGAACGAGGCUAGCGGGGAGAGAGAUGCGCUGGCCUUGCAGGUCCGCCCCUCCAGUUGCUGCCUCCGACACUGUGUGCAGCCGCAGCUUAGGUAAUACAAUCCAUGGGUAAAGUUGGGAAAAUGUGGAACAGCUUCAAGUACAGAUGCCAAAAUCUCUUUAAUCCUGAAGGUGGAAAUAGAAAUGAAAAUGUAGACAUAAAUUCCAAUAGUGCGUCUGUUAGAGAUAAAAGUGCUUGUGUGUCUGGUGCAACUCAGCAGCAACCAAACAGUCCUUUGCAACUGAGUCUAAAUACUUCAAAAGGCUUUUCAAGAAAGAAUCAAAACUGUGCCACAGAAAUCCCUCAGAUUGUUGAAAUAAGCAUUGAGAAAGAGAUUGACUUGAAUGUUGCCUCAGGAGCUAAAUUUGCACGAAGGGAUUCCUACUCAAGGCAUGCUCCAUGGGGUGGGAAAAAGAAACAUUCCUGCUCUACAAAGACCCAGAGCUCAUUGGAAAGUGAUACAAGAUUUGGCUGUUCUCACUCGCAAAGGAGGGAAAGAAGAUAUGGUGUGAGCUCAGUUAACGAUACAGAUAGCAUCUCAAGCAGAACCAUAGGAAAUCGUUCUCUGAGACAAAGAUUGCAGGAAACUGUAGGCUUAUGCUUCCCUAUGAGAACUUACUGCAAACAAUCUAAGCCUCUUUUUUCCAACAAAAGGAAGAUCCAUCUUUCUGAACUAAUGUUAGAAAAAUGUCCUUUUCCUGCUGGAUCAGAUCUGGCCCAAAAGUGGCAUUUAAUUAAGCAGCACACCGCUCCAGUGAGCCCACAUUCUGCUAUUUUUGAUGCAUUUGACUCCUCCUUGGCUUCUACAGAAGAUGAGGAAGAUAGGCUGAGAGAGAGACGAAGGCUCAGUAUAGAAGAAGGCGUGGAUCCUCCUCCCAAUGCUCAGAUACAUACUUUUGAAGCUACCGCACAGGUUAAUCCGUUAUAUAAAUUAGGGCCAAAGCUGCCCCCUGGCAUGUCUGAACUGAUGGGAGACUGCAAUUCAACAACACAAGGAAGUUGUGAUUUGGAGGAAGACACAACUACUCUCUGCUUGCAGUCCCGUAGACAAAAGCAGCGCCAAAUAUCUGGCGAGAGCCAUAGCCACAUCAGCAGGCAAGGAGCUUGGAAAGUACAUACUCAGAUUGAUUAUAUUCACUGCCUAGUGCCAGAUUUACUUCAGAUUACCAGUAAUCCCUGCUACUGGGGUGUGAUGGACCGUUAUGAAGCAGAAGCACUUCUAGAAGGAAAACCUGAAGGCACUUUUUUGCUCAGGGACUCUGCUCAAGAAGACUACCUCUUCUCUGUGAGCUUCCGCCGUUACAACCGAUCUUUACAUGCACGCAUCGAGCAGUGGAAUCACAACUUCAGUUUUGAUGCUCAUGAUCCCUGUGUGUUUCACUCCUCUACUGUAACAGGGCUUCUGGAACAUUACAAAGAUCCAAUUUCUUGCAUGUUUUUUGAACCGCUACUUACAGUUUCUCUAAAUAGGACUUUUCCUUUCAGCUUGCAAUAUAUCUGCCGUGCAGUAAUUUGCAGGUGCACUUCCUAUGAUGGGAUUGAUUGUCUUCCUUUGCCAACAAUGUUGCAGGACUUUCUGAAGGAAUAUCAUUAUAAGCAAAAGGUUAGAGUACGAUGGUUGGAGCGGGAACCAAUUAAGGCAAAGUGAACAGAGUUCAGAAUCCCUAGUAAACUCACAUUGUGAUUUUUUUGUGUAUGUGUUACAAUAUACCACGUUAAGCACAACAGUGUUCAGCUUUUAAUGUACUUUGAGCUUAUUGUGUUUAUGAUGCUGCCUCCAGUUAGUUGUGAAUACCUCUUGAAACAUGAACAGAACACAAAAAUCACAUUUUUCAUCCAUUUUAAUUUGCCAGUUACAAAAUAUGUCUACUUUCUAUUACAAUAUUAAUAUAACACAGCUAUUGGGCAUUAACUUUUAAAUUCUAUUCAGUUUCAUAAUUCACAAUAAAGUAGUUUGCUAGCUUUUUCUUUUUUAUUAAUAUGAGCACUUAAAUACCAAAAAAUGAUUCCAUAUUUAAAUUCUCAAUUUAAAAAAGUACUACUUUUCAUACUUCGCUAUCUCCUAUGCCACUUUUUAUAUCAAAACUGUUUUAAGAGGAAAAAUCAUAAGUAACGGGAAAUCACUAUAACAUGUCAUUUCUAUAUUUUUAAAUCAUGUGCAUUAAGAAGUUCUGUUCCAGUAUUUGGUUCCAGGAUUGUCUCCAAACUAAGAUUAAUAGAUUAAUCAUGUGAGAAUAAUUAGAUAAUUAAAUUUGCCAAAAAUGAAUAUAAAUAAAAUAGUUCUAAAGCAGAGGGGAAAAAGACUUUCAAAUAUGAUAAGUAAAUGAAACUUAUAGUCUAGUAAAGAGGUCCCCAAUCCACAGAUCAGCACCACAGUGCCAUGCAAGCAGGUGAAGCUCCAUCCGCGCACAUACAGGAUCUAGGCAGUGCGCAAAACCAUGCCCUGCAGUCUGUGCAAAAACCGCCGUCCACGGAACCAAUCCGUGGCGCCCAAAAGCUUGGGGGGCUUCUAGUCUAGCAGGUCUCAUGGAUGCAAGGGAAGUUUACCCUGUCAGCACAGCAAAGGAUCAAUGCCUCUUCAAGUCCAUAUGCCAUAACUUGUUUCAUUAAUCAGGGUCAUCUUCACUCUGCUUUUUCUAAAUUAACACUUUGUUAUUUUAAAAAAUCUAGUAGCUUCUAAUUAAUCAACCACUGCAAUAAAUAUAUUGGUUAAACUGAA